Molecule: messenger RNA, 12760 nt
Organism: Cuculus canorus (common cuckoo)
Lineage: Eukaryota; Metazoa; Chordata; Aves; Cuculiformes; Cuculidae
Gene: DOK7
Product: docking protein 7
Exons: 12
Coding region: 117-2240 (707 amino acids)
Biological process (GO): positive regulation of protein tyrosine kinase activity; neuromuscular junction development
Molecular function (GO): protein kinase binding
Source: RefSeq, a predicted model, not a curated record
GUCUCUCCCUGUGCCUUUGCGGGGACCUAAUAAAGCUAUUUUGAAAGUGACCCCUCGGGCAGAGCGCGGGGAGGGAGCAGCGAGCCGGGCGCAGCUGUCCGGAAUCAUGACUGAAGAUGACGGAUUCCGUGGUGGUGGAGGGUCACGUCAAGUUGAGAGAUGGAAAAAAGUGGAAGAGCAGGUGGCUGGUGCUGCGCAAGCCCUCCCCGGUGGCAGUUUUGCUUCUUUUAGACUGUUUGCUCAUGCUGGUGUACAAGGAUAAAUCUGAACGAGCAAAAGGGCAUAAGGAGAGGAGCAGCAUGACCUUAGAAGACAUCUGUGGCUUGGAUCCUGGGCUCUCCUAUGAGGGCUUGAAUCACACGCUUGCAAUCAUCUGUCUCUCUCAAGUUGUGAUGCUGGGAUUUGAGAACAAGGAAACAAUGUAUGCAUGGGAUGUGAGAAUCCGCCACAGUUUGGGGGAAGUUCAUAGAUUUCAAGUUUUUGUAGCACCUGGUACUAAACUAGAGAGUGGGCCUGCUAUCCUGCAUUUCUGCAAUGACAUUCUCGUCCUUGCAAAAGACCUUCCUCCUAGUGUCAUGGGGCAAUGGAAGCUCUCAGAUCUGCGUCGGUAUGGAGCGGUCCCAAAUGGAUUCAUCUUUGAAGGGGGAACCAGGUGUGGCUUCUGGGCUGGUGUUUUUUUCCUUUCUUGUGCUGAAGGAGAGCAGAUCAGCUUUCUGUUCGACUGUAUCGUCCGUGGAAUCUCCCCGACAAAAGGCCCUUUUGGUUUACGUCCAGUCCUACCAGAUCCAAGUACAAAUCCAGCCUAUUCAGAAGAAAGAUUGGCUCAUGAAGCUUUGCAAUUAGAAAAGCGCUUGAGCUUACUGUCUCAUACAAGUCGCCAGGGCAGCGGAGGAGACGAGAGAAGUCUUUCAAGCUCAUCUUCCGAUACCAGUCACUCGGAUGUUAGUGUUGGGAGCAGAUUGACAAUUUGGCCUGAACAGUCUUCAGCUAGCACUUCUCAAGAGAGUCAUGGACUGGCAGCUGCAAAGGGCAUUCAUCUUGGGGAAGAAAAAACAUUUCCAGAAGGGGCACAUGGCACCACAAAACCACCUCCAAAACCCCUCCGAUCCAGACAGCUACAGGAAAUAGGUCGUCAGAGUUCUUCUGACAGUGGAAUAGCUACUGGUAGUCACUCUUCUUACUCUGGAAGCUUCUCUUCUUAUGCUGGGAGCUUGGACAUUUGCCAUGGUGAUGAGUUUGGAUCAUUGCUAAGCUUGCCAUUGAACUUUCCUUCAGAUCAGAGCUUAUGUACUUGUCCUCACAGUGAGCCCCAGAGAGGUGCGGGAUCAGAGUAUCAGGUUCCCAGCUCUCUCAGACAUGUUUAUGAUAUACCCAGGAGUUUGUUACAGGCAGCUUCUAAAGAUGUGCAACCGAAGAGCUCAUAUUCCACGCUACCGAAGGACCAGGCCCCAUCGUCUCAAGGUGCUAGUGACUCAAAACUGCUAUUACCACACUUGGAAGCACGCAGGGUACCUGAGCACAGCCAAGACAGAGGGAGGCCUUCAUCCUUACUUGCAGAAAGCAGCAAGGACUCAAGUGAUGAGACAUAUGUGGAUUUUGUUUCGAGGUGGUCAGACACAAAACCACCAGGACAGGUGUCAGACUCCAAAAGUAGUGAGUUUUCACCACCUAGUGGGGCCUCAGCUGACCCCUGUGACACAUGUAGCCCCCACCUUGGGAUGACAAGAGCUCUUUUUUCAGCUUGUCCAAUCUGUGGUGGACUAAAGGGAACAGCAAUAUUACAGUCUGGAGUCUUACCAGCUAUACCAGGUACUGGUGCUUCUCUUAUGGCAGCUUCUGGGUCUUUGAAAGUGCACAGAGGGCACAGUCUCCAAGUUGGUCCUAAAUGUAGUUAUGAGAUGCUAACACUUUCUGCAGAACCUGGAACUCCUACUAGCCCUGAGGAACCUGAAGGGGCCGUGGGUUAUUCAGCUGAUAUCCUUGCAUCAGAUCGACCCCACAGCGAGACAGCAACCUAUGUUAAUAUUCCUGUCAGUCCUGCUUCCAAAAAACAGCUUCAUUACAUGGAAUUGGAACUUCAGGAGUCUACAACAAGCAUAAGAGGAGGUGGAUCAUCCCGAUAUGCACAAAUUGACAUUGCAGCCACCGAGACAGCCCAUAAAGUGGGAACACAGCAUGCUCAGUGCCGGGAAGAACGCUUGCAGGAGCUGGAGCAGAAGAAGAAGGGGGCCCAGCAAUGACUUGUCUAGAAAAAAACUUUUUGCUCCCAUAAAUCGGUACUUAUUUUCUCUUGCAAAAGAUUCACAUUUAUUGUAAAAAAUACUUAUACAAAAAGCUGCCAUUCUUUAUUGCAUUUGUACCAGAUUCAUUCCAAUAUCUUGAUUCCUAAUUGGAACACUGGUAGCAUGAGAGGCGUGUGUGGUCUUUCUUUUUAUUUUACUUUGAUUGUAAAGUCCUGAUUAUUUUUCAUAUGCAAUGACAGAUGUAAGUUACCUUUUUCUAUAAUUCUAAAAUCCUGGAGAACCUGGAACCAACUCCAGUUUUUAUUAAAUUGUGGCAUUUCCUUUAAAAAUGAAGAGCUAGAGUGUGUGCAGAUAACGAAAUGUGAAUGUAUGUGUCAUAAGUGUACACAUAUGUUGGCAUGUGUGCAUAUGUAUGUAUGUAAGCACACAUUACUAAUAAAAUAUAUGUAUAUAUCUGAGUGUAUAAAAUAUGUAAAACCUCUAUUAAUAUAUUAAUGGACUCUUACAAAAGCAAGAAAAUUCAGUGCCUGAUUUUUUCAGACACAGUUUUAUUCAAUUUAUAUUCUUAUUUACGGUCAUGCUUAAAUUUUGCUACAAAUGAUUCAGUUUUGUAUCUCACCAAUAGUUCUGUAUCUUUGGCUAAAGUUGCUCAGAUUUAAAAGCUGUAGUGUCAGAAUGCACAUGUAUAUGCAUACUGACAAAAGCACACACGAGAAAGUUUUUUAAUUAUGUCUGUUAACCAACAUAAUGUGAAGGGACAUUUGGGGUGCUGCUGUUCUUAAAAACACUGUGUCAAACCAUAGGCUUUGAUUUCAUAGUUACUGACUACCUGUAAUUCUUAGCAACUUUCCUGCAGCUGGACAUAUGUUUUUGAAAUAUGCUUUUGAAAAUCCGGUCUCAAGUUUCUUAUACAGAAUAUCGUAAAAUCAAGGUACUCAGAAGAAACAUUCAGUUUUAUAAAUUGAGUCCUUUUUUUAUAUCUCCCAGACUGUCCCUUAUGUAAACAUGUAUCAAAAGCGGAUAAUCCACCUUGAAUCUAAAACUUCCAUUGAAUAAUUCUUUGCUAUCCCUAAUUAGCAUAAAAACAGCUUUCUCAUAAAAAGUUUUCUCAUUUGAACAACAGGAGCUUUCUCCUAAAUAAAGAAAAUAACGUGGCUCCAAUUUCCAGAGGCAAACUUGGGAAAUAAAACCAUAAUCCUAUAAGUAGGCUUGUGCUCACCAUGGACUGUGUGCUACUCAGUAGGCUACUGCCAAAAGUAACUACUGCUUCAGUGGGUUUUAUGGCGUUGUUCAUAAGCUGUUAUGGAACAUUUUUGUAUGCAAGUAUUUGGGUCAUGGAAUUUUUCCAGGUUAACAUGGGCUGUGGGAUGGAGGGCUGGGGUCUGGAGGUAUUUAAUUGCCCAGCAGUGAAAGGAGUUGUCUGGGUUUUAGUAGCACUCUGGCACCUAAUCAGGGAAAGUGCCAGUGGGUGUCUUUAGGCAUCUAAAUUGUGUGUGAAAAUCUGCCCCAAAAGUUGUUUUCAGCAAAUAGCUUGGAAAAAAAAUCCUUGCUUUUCUCUCUGCUGUAAACAAAACAGUUUUAAUUAGUGCAGCUUGGAAAGCUGUAUGUGUAUUUGUAAUAUGAGUGAUUACGUUUAUUUUUGAGGUGCUGAACCAUGCACCCUUCAAUAAAUACCUUUCUGGGAUAGCACACACACUAUUUGCUACACUGACCACAGGAGGAAGACACAGAAUUUUAUGGGCUACGAACCAGUCAUUUCUCUUAAAAUUAUGCAUUUUGUUCAGAUGACAGUGCUGUCUUAUAUUUUUAUUCAUCUUUUACCUGGGAAGUUCUUCAGCUCUCAUUUGUCCAGUCGUAGAAAUGUUAUUUUGCAGUCUAGGUUGAAAUGAAAAAUUAAUUUAAUACCAUAAAGCAAUAAGAACAAACAAAGCAGAGUAAGGAUGGAAUUAGAAGUUAUUAACUGUAGAUUUAUAAGGAGUAGCUCUGUAAACUUGUCUUUUCAGUGUAGGUGAGGAGCAUUAAGGAAAAGUGACAUUUAAAAAACAUCUGGACGAGUUUUGAUGAGUCCGGCUUUAUGAUUGCCUUAUAAGAUGACAAGCUUCAGGUCCUGACUUAGGACAAUGAUGAUUGAGUGGUUACAGCUUAAAACCUCCUCUCCUGUGGACUUUUCUUUGAAAGGCUGGAACAUAAGUGACAGAAAGAUCUCUGCAAUUUACUUCCUGGAUUCUGAUACAAUAAAUAACUUCCUAAGGCAGGGGGCAAGUUUAUAAAAGUGCAGCUGCCAAGUAAACUUUGAAUUUAGCAGAAACUUUAGAGUGAGUGAAAGUUAACUUUAAAACUUGCUUUCAGACAUUUGUCUGCAUCAGAGCAUCUAGAAAUAAUUCAAAUUUAUUAUCCCACUGUGUACACAGAGGCGUAUGUAACAUCACCAUUCUACUGAAAUAAUAAGUGUCAGCCUAUCUGAGGAAUGUGCCAUGGGGGAGUGGGAUCAGAAAGCACAUGUAGCAUGACAGUAAUUUGUCUCUACUUUACAUUAUAGUGUUGUGAAACCCCUAAAAAAAAGAAAAAAAAAAAAAGCCUGCUAACGCAUCUGCUAUUGUAUAAGUUAAAUUUUACUCAUCUGUGGGCUGAGCUGGCAAUUUAUGGAUAGUUCAUAUACAGAAAAUAGAGCAGAUUGCAUGCUAGGAAGGGAAUCUGGCCUUUGGAUGCUGAAGUUUUAUUAUGUAAUGAAUUACUCAGAUCCAUCACAGAUUGGUGUCUCUGCUGCAGUUGGAAGAUGUAACCUGUGGUGACCUGUUAGGCUGUGGUGACACUGUCCUUUUACUACCAGCAGUCAGCAGUACUGGACACAAACUGGGAAGCAUGGGAAAAAUUCAUAUUGGGAACUUGAUGGAGAAGUAGGUAGGUGUCAGCAUAGAGCUAGAAAGCAACAGCUGUGCUGUACCAGCUAUUGUACUGUGAAAAGAAGGGUGAUAACAGGGUGACAGAAAGCAUAUUUGAGUCUGUACACACGGUUUGGGCCAAGGCUGGAGACUGCCAGCUGGAUUGUUGCUUCUCGUACAAAGUGUGAUUGUAGGAAGGAAGUGGAGUUUCCUGGAACAGGCUGAGGUGGUUGUUGUGUCCUCACUCAAACAGAAGGUAUGUUGGCACUGUCUCUACCAGAAACAGAGCAGAAACUGGGAUAAUUAAUUCCAAUGUCCACCCUGAAGAGCCAGACUGUCGUGCUGUAUCCGGCAUCGGAGUGUUUCUCAUUGUCCUUGCAUCAAGUACGCAAAAGGUUCAAGUUUGUAGUAUGUAUGGGGUCAAGAAAUUAUCCUCCACAUCUGUUUGUUCUCCUCUGUGGAAAGUAUACGAAAGCUUAGUAUGUGCGUUGGGUGAGGGAUAGUGGGAGCUGAGCUCUGCCAUGACAGGGACACCACCCUGAGUUGGCUUGAAGUCGCACCUAGUUCUGUGUUCAGCUAUACCAGUGUCAUUUAUAAUAGCUGAGAUAUAUCCUAGAGACUAAUCAGGUCUAUUGAAAGCCCAGGAACUGGGCUUGGAUUAUUUUUUUUGCCAUCUCUGUGCUUUUAACAGUAAAUGCAUGAAACUAGUGACCGUAAGUGGUGGCUGUGAGAAUGCAUUGCCUGCAGUGACUGGACUUAAGUCCCAGGUGGGUUGCUGUUGAGAUUGGCUGACACUAGAUACUCCUUCCAGUGUGUGUGUCUCAGGCCAAGCCCUUCUUUAUACUGACAACAUUUAACAUGUUCACACCCUCUCAUUGCUGUCCAUCUGGUUGGGGAACUGUCAAAGUGCAAGUUACAGCCUGCAGCUGGCCACAUCUCUGGUUUGGCCUGUGACAGGAACCCCGUCUCUCUCUAUAGCAGCAUGGUUCUUGACCUGAGCAGCGCAAGAAGAUUCAGAAGCAACUGGAUAAAACAAAACCUGGUGGCCAAGCAGCAAGGCUGUCAAUCUGAAAGCGCUGAACUACCUAGUCCUUCUCUGUCUCUGCUGUACCACUGGAAAGCUAUAAGUGCUCAAAGCUGAAUAGAAUGAGUUGCUUUGUUCCUUGGUUUGAAGGAGGUAAAGAGAAUUCACAUUUAUUCUCACUGUAUGCUUGUGGCUAAAUAUGCUCAUUCCUGUUUCUUCUGUAAUACUGGAUGUGUACCGCAGCAGUACUUUUAUUUGGACUUCUGAUUGCCCUGUUUGGGUGCAUUAGCUGUAUUUUCUUUAAAAAAUCCUAGCACAGCUGUUUAUACAAGAUGACAAUAAAACGAGAAGGAAAAUAAUUCCUAAGCAUAUUUCUGGGAAGGCAUGUUCUUAUCCUGAAUUAAUAACUACUCAUGAAUGAAACCUUUGUUUUGCAGUUCUGCAAAACUCAUUUCUCUACAAGGAAACUUGUGCACUUUGCACAAGACCUGAAAUGAUCAAUUGUAAGGGUUUAGUGACACCAGCAACGUGAAGCUAAUGAAAAAACUGUUUAAGACAUAUGCAUUCCACAUGGAUCAUCGGUACUAGCUGCUUGAAGAAGGGCUUGGAGAAGAAUAAUUCAAGUGUUCCAGCCUACAUUUACCUGCGUGGAAGGUGUUCAGACUGUUGGAAUGUAUUUUUCCUGUAAGAAUCUGUGUCAGUUUGGUACAGAUUAGGAACAACGUAUAACCUGAAAACUUCUUUGCAAAAACUGGGAGAAAAUGACUGCAUUUUCCACUGCCAGCAGUCCGCUGUUGAACUCAAAUGAGCAGCAAUCCUGGAUUCCUAAGCUCUUGCCAUGGAAGUGAGUUCUUUCGGAGAUGUCACUUUUGCACAUAGUUUGUCUCACUCCCCUUCUGUUUUCUUGAACUUCAAGAUGGAGCAAAUACUAGAUCAUCAACGGCCCCAGGAACUGGUAUGAACGAAGACUCUAUAUACUAGUAUCUUUGGAAUUCUAAGCAAAAGUCUUGGAUCUGCAUUGAGGUUGGAGAAUGGACUCUUUCUCCACUUACGAACCAUUUAGUUAAUGGUUCUGGUUGAGACAUCUUUUUCAAUUAGAAACUGAAAUUUGAAUUUAAACACCCAGAUCUGAUGCCAAGCAUUGAAAAUUAUUGGGUUUCACAUGCAGGUUUCAAGUUCUCAGUGUGUUUCUUUUUAAAAUAAUGUAGCUCUCUUUCCCCUUUAAAGUAAGUCCCCUGGAAAAUUAAAACUUCAAAAUAUUAAAUAGCAUUUUAUUUCUGUAAGAGGUUUAUUUCAAAGUGAUCCUACACUCAUUUUCCCUAUAGAAAUCACCAGGUUUAAGUUACAAUAGACCAAUUCUUGACUGGCAACCUGUGAGACUGAAAAUGAUUAGUUUUAUUAAGAUGAUACGUGCAACCUUCUGGUAAGUUAUUGUAUGAGUGAAGGAACAAAAUACCUACAUGCUAUACUAAUGUAUCCAUUGUUUUAACAAUCACAUGUUAAGCAUUCAUAUCUGUAUACUACUUUAUUUUUUUAUUUAGGAAAUGCUCUUCAGUUCAGUGGGAUAAUAUACAUGAAAAUUUGGAUAUGUUAGGACUACUGAUAAAAGCAUUUGAGUUACAAUCAUUGCUGUACCAAACGUGGCUCAACUUGAAAUAUUUACUGUGAAUGGCAGUUUAUAAAUAUAUUUUGGCUCAAGUGGACAGAUUUUAUGAAUGCUUCCAUUUUAUGACUCUGGAUACUAGUAAAAGAAAUCCACACAGUCUUCCUUCUCUGUAGUUUAACAACUUGCUUCCCUAGUGCUAUGGGAAUGGUCUGAAAUGCAUGUUGUAUUUGGAAAAGUUGAUUCUGGUAUUUAGAAGCUGUUUGUUACGUAACAUAGCAUAUAUGGAAAAUACAGUCUUUGUCUCUCAUAGCUCCCUGUUGUCUGUUUCAAAGGUAGGUCUGUUUGUACUGAAAGCAAUGGUCUGUUCUAUUUAUUGACUUAGAUUUCAUGACUUUUUAAUUUAUUUCUUCUAUUCUAAUUAAACGCUAUGAAAAGAAAAAUUAUAUUUAAAAAUUAUUUUAGAAUUGCCUGUGUACCACUUACUGGUAGAUUUUUAUAUGAGAAAUGGUACGUUUUUAAACAAACAAAGCAAACCUGAAACCCAAACACUUCUCCAAAGCAGUACCCAACAGGGAUAGGGAAGGUCUGUGGACGAUGAAUAUAUUGUGAACCAAGCAUGUGAACUGUCUGUUACCUCUGUCUGGGUUAGUCUUGAGCUGAACACUGUAUUUGGGCUUUUGACAUGUGCUCUUGGAUUAGAGCCUGCAGAGAAGCACUCAGCAGCCUUGGCUCCCACUGCAGUGCUCUGCUUUCUGGGCACUGAGACACGCUGGGUCCUGGCUGGGGACUUACAUUCUUUCAUGGAGUGUGACUGCACCAAGUCACCUAAACUCACGUAUUGAACAAACGGCAGAACUGAAAAUACGAUGAGUUGGGGCCCCUGCCAGGGGGCGAGAUGUCCGCUGAGACAGAGCUGCAGACCCUGUGUACUGGGCCGUAGGAAGCGUACCUACAGGUGUGCUUUGCGCUCUAGAGCUGGGACUUGGGGGCUGCCUUCUGCUACCCAGCCACGGUGCAAAGCCCUUCUAAACACUCAUUCCAGAUCAGCUGUUGAAGUAGCCACAUCCUAGGAGGUAAGCCAGGGUACUGUAGAUAUGCACAAAAGGUGACAGCAAGAAAUGGAGAAACCAGCUUACCUCCCAGGAUGUGGCCUGACACUAGGAAGAGAGCCCUGCCAAGGAAAUCAGAUAGCACCUCAGCUUACAAAAUGUAAAUGAUCUCUAUUUGAUAAAUUUAAAUACUCUGACUAUUGCCUGAUCAAUUAGGCAUCAGAAUCCCUUGGGAGGUGAUGGGAAAUCAUUACAACAAUACAUCUGCCAUCGUGGCUGUCCCUCGUAGAAUGAUUGAUCUGAGCUACUCUACCAGCGUGCAGGACGUAGGAUUUAUAAAAAUAAAGGCUUGGUUAUUUCUGUUGUAUUUAAUGACUUGUGUAUUUAUCUCCCUCUUAUUUCCACUCCCAACCUGUUUAAUGAAUAAAAUUAUUCCUAUGUGGAAUCAGUGACACAUUUAUUUAAAUUGAGGUUCUUUUUCAGGGCAGAAUUUUAUAGACCAUAGAAACCAUGAAACAUUCUGAACUUCCUUUUUUUCCCCUAAGAAAUGCAGUUCUUUACUCCUUCUGCUUCCAUUUUUUUAUUUCAAAUUGUUUCUCUAAGUGGUUUGAAAAACUUAGUAAUUUGAAUAAUUAUGAAAGGAUCAGAUAAAAUACCAGUUAAGGAAGGGAAGGUUCAAAUACUAUUUAAAAGCUGAUGGUUUUUGAAAGCUGUCUGGCAGUGAAAGACCUGGGGGUGUUGGUGGACAGCCGACUGAACAUGAGUCAACAAUGUGCUCAGGUGGCCAAUAGCGUCGUGGCUUGUAUCAGAAACGGUGUGACCAGCAAGUCCAGGGAAGUGAUUCUGCCCGUGUACUCCGCACUGGUGAGGCCACGCCUCAAAUACUUGGUUCCGUUCUGGGCCCCUCACUAUAAGAAAGACAUUGAGGUCUUGGAGUAUGUCCGGAGAAGAGCAAUGAAACUGGUGCAGGCGCUGAAGAACAAGUCUUAUGAGGAGCAACUAAGGGAACUGGGGUUGUUUAGCCUGGAGAAGAGGAGGCUGAGGGGAGACCUUAUUGCUCUCUACAACUACCUGACAGGAGGUUGCAGAGAGGUGGGUUUUGGUCUCUUCUCCCAAGUGACAGGCAAUAGGACAAGAAGGAAUAGCAUCAAGCUGCGCCAGGAGAAGUUUAGAUUGGAUAUUAGGAAAAAUUUCUUCACAGAAAUGGUCCCCACGCACUGACAGAGGCAGCCCAGGGAGGUGGUUGAGUCACCACCCCUAGAGAUGUUUAAAAGGUGGGUAGAUGAGGUGCUGGAGGACAUGAUUUAGUAGUAGACAGGUAUGCUUGGAGUCGAUGAUCUCUAAUGUCUUUUCCAACCUAAUGAUUCUGAUUCCCAUUCAGAUGUGCGUUCUGUGCAGUCUCACCUAUGAACACCAUUAUCCACCCUUCUCUUGGGUACACCACUGCAGGCAUAUUUAAUUUAGAUCUUUUUCCUUUGAAUUUUUGUUGCUAUUUACAGAAGCACAAGAAUGGUGACUCAAGCGUUUUUUGAUCUUUAACAUCUCAAAGACUACAAAGACUACAUACUCUUCUUAUUUUGGCCACAUGAAUUGUCUUUGGAGGCCUAAAAUCUACAAUAAUUAACUGACUUGUACAUACAUAGAUGUGUGAGAUGCAGACUGUAGAAACAAGAGCGGAAUCAGACUUUGCAACUCACCAGUCUUUGUACUGUCCCCAGAUCUCAAAAAGUAGGGAAAACUUCAAAGAACUUUGAUAGGAAUGGAAACCCUAAUAUCUACUCUCUGCUGUUGCAGCUACAGACUAUUUCAGGGGCAAGCAGCAUUCAGCAACCACUGCUGUUUAAUGUUUUUUUCUCCUCUGGGUUUGUGUGAACAAGCUUUGGGCCCAAAGACAUUAACAGUGAUGUUAAAUAACUAAGGUGAGGUGACCAUACUGACCCGAGUCUACAACCUUUGCCACUGAUCAUCUGACUUGUUCCUAAUUUCGAAUUAUUGUAAAUAUUUAGCUAGCAUCUUGUACUUUGAAGCGCUUGCCAAGCAUUCUCUCUGCUGGAGCCCACUCGGCCUUUGAGCCCAAUUACUGUCAUAGCAUGGUGGGUAAAGACGAGGGACAAUCAUCACCUCUUCACAGCCUGUGCUGAAGAAGCUCUGCAGUUGGAGACAACCGUUACUACUGCUGAUCUUACCCUGGUUAUGUGCUCUAUGAAUCCAGCACCUUGUGCUAUUUCAGACAUUCUUCAAGAAGCAGAUUCUAUUUCAAGUACACACCUGAAACUCAGCUGUUAUACUGUCCUGCGCAGACCAUACAGCUGCCCUGCCUGCCUUUAUUGUAGGCCGAGAUACUCACGUUGCUUUCCCUUGUGCAACACAUUUCCCCCAGCAGCAGUACCUGAACAUGUUCAGUAAAAGCUUUUCCCUUCUUGUACAAACCAGUCAGGACUGCAGCACAGGAACUACUCAGAUUUCAGUGCUUUGCUUGCUUUCUUUCCUCUGUGGAUGUAUUUAGCGCAUGUGUUCAAAUUCCUCACGCAAAGACAGCAGUGGAGGCCUCUCCACAUCCAAACUACAGCCACCAAUUCCAAACUGCCUUCGGGUACAUAGAUUUAUUUCUUACGUUAACAAAGGGAAAAAUGAAGAUCAUAAUGAAAGUCUGCAUUUCUAUUCCGUGAUCACCUUGAAAAACAUAAUGAUCAAGAUAAACCUGUAAGAAAAUAUAGCUACUGCUGUGUUUAAGAAGGUUGAACAGCCUUUAAAGUGAUAGUCUGGUGAAAAAAAGGAUGUGCAGCAUCUAGGAAAAGACCAAACCAGUCUUCUCGUCACUGGGCGUUAGCUAUUUUGGGUCUUACUUUUACCAGCUAAAUGGAAUGUACACCAUGAACUACAUUAACUGAACCUUCUCUAAGGUGACAACUAAUGUUAAUGGUUAAUCAUUUCUCGUGAUGGACAAUGAUUCUCUUGAACAUAAAUAACUGUUUGCUAACAUUAAAAUAAAAGAAUUAAAAAAAGCUUAAUGCAAGUGAGACUGCUAUCACAAUUUUGGUUCAGAUCACUUGCAUGUUAUGAGUUGUACUGGAGUAUGUGCUCAGAGCGAAGUUGCUUUAGAAAGCUUUCUGCAUAUUCAGAACAUAGAAACAUAUUCUCGUGGUGCAGCACUACUGCUCCUGUCUUAGAACUAAUGAAUGAGGGAACUUUAGUUUAAAGGAAUAAGCAACAUGCUCAAAAGACCUGUCUAGUUACUUCUCACUAAAUGACAGGGAAGAAAAAAAAAAACCCAAACUUUUCCAAUAUCUUCUUUUGAGUUUUUAAUGACUAAGUAAGCGUAACAAAACCAAGCAACCAUGAACAAUAUAAUUGUACACAUACAUUCAGUAACUUCAGAUGUGUUAGUCUGUAACUAAACUCUGUGAAUUGACCUCAGUACUUGUUCUCUCUUACUCUUUCUCCCCCUUUAAAAGAAAGAUUCACAUACAGUGCAGAUUGGAGCCACUGCUCAAUGUCAGUGGGAAUAUUUCAUUACCUUCAGCAGGAAAUAUAUCAGGCCAGGCACUGAAACGAAAGACUAUUCUGGCCUUUGUUUUAACUUCCUGUACCUCAGUAUUUACUUUCAUUGAUCAGAAUACCUUUCCUGACUAUCAGAUUAGUAUUUUUUUUACUAGCAGGAAUGUUCUGGAAGUUCACAGGUUUUUCCUUUUGACAGAACCACUCAUUUCAAAGAAUGUUACUUGACUCAAAUGUAAGAUUUACAUGAUCCAAGAUGUGCAACUUAAAUUUAUAAUCUAAUCAUUUAAUAUCAUAGUGCAAGUAAAAAACUGGCAAUUCAGUGAACCAAAAAAAAAUUUUCUUACAGGACAACCCUGUGCAAUCUGUACUAUUUCAGAAGGACUCCUUGGUAAAUUCUGUUCUAAAAUACAUUAUCUGUUUUGUGUCAAUAAACUGAUCCCAUGAAGGAGAACAAA